Molecule: messenger RNA, 798 nt
Organism: Anopheles arabiensis
Lineage: Eukaryota; Metazoa; Arthropoda; Insecta; Diptera; Culicidae
Exons: 1
Coding region: 64-480 (138 amino acids)
Source: RefSeq, a predicted model, not a curated record
CAAUGAUCGUUCUUCCUGGUCGCGAUCAGCCUCAAGACACUGUUCGUCGGCGUGUCCAUCCUGAUGAUCAACAUUGGGCUGGCGAUGGCGAAGGUGAUCGCGUUCUUCAAAUCCAAACACACGUACGACCAGCACGGUGGAUACGGUGCCGGCUGGUCCGGCAAGAACAUUCACGUGCACAUCCACAACGACGGUGGCCUCAUUCAGCACGGCAGUGUUCCGCUGGAGUACGAGCAUGCACCACCAUCGGCACUGCAUCACACUGCGCCGAGCGUUUUCCCGAGCUAUGGACCACCGACGGUUCUCAACAGCUACCACCGGUCGCGCGGUGACACUGUGGCGGAUCCAAUCUACGUCCAAGCGACGACGUCUACGGGGGACAAGAACGAGCAGCUCUACCCGAAGGUUCUCAUCUCCGAUCGGGACAAGCUGGACCAGAUCUAUGCACAGUGGCGUCAGCUGAAUCGAAAUGGACGAUAGGGAAAGGGGGUAAGCCGAGAAGGAGGCAACACUUACUCCUUCCAACCACACAAAUCUGCCACUCAUGGAUCUAGCGAUGCCAAAAAAUCCUACACCAACCCUGGGGCCGUCGACCUUACUGGCCCAUUUAUUCCACGUUACGAAGAGGGUGCAAAAGUAGGGCUAUUUUCUGUGUUUUAUUGAAACCAGCCCAGCGAAACUCGGCCCUACGCAUUUGCCUUCCUUCCAAACGCUCUGUACUAUAGUAUUUAAUUCCAUUGUUUUUUUUAAGUGCGGGAGAGCUGGUCUCAAUUAGCUCGAGGUAGUGCUUACUUAGGA